AUGUCGGCCGACAUUCCCAAAAAGGCCCAGGUCUUCGAAAACACAGCUGAUGAUUCUCACGAGGGUGAACUUAUCAACGCGUCUGGCCAUCACCAGGAACUUGACAGGAACUUCAGCCUUCUGAGCAUUUGUGCUGUGGCCGUGACGACUGGUAACACUUGGAUUGCUCAGGGUGGUAGUGUGUUGGUGGCGUUGAGCAACGGUGGACUUGCAGGAUGUAUCUAUGAAUUCAUCGCCGUAUCUUUCUGCUACUGGUUAGUCGCCGCAUCUAUUGCUGAGUUAGCAUCUGGUAUGCCCUCAGCCAGUGGUGUAUAUCAUUGGUCUUCCGUGACUGCCGGCAAAUAUGGACGUUUAUGUGGCUUUUUUGCUGGUUGGUGGAAUUGUCUAGCCUGGAUUCUGGGCGCUGCCUCUAUGUGCUUGAUCAUGGCACAACAGCUGGUGUCUAUGUAUGCGCUUAUGCACCCUGGGUUUGUGGUGCACACAUGGAUGACAUUCGUAACCCUCCUCAUUUGCACUUGGGUGUGUUGCUGCAUUGUCCUCUUCAUGAAUCGCUUCCUGCCCAUGAUCGGUAACCUCGGACUAUUCUUCAUUCUCGCUGGUGUCUUCGUCACUAUCCUUGUGUGUGCCAUUAUGCCCCACGUCAAUGAAUUGCCGUACAAUUCCGAUUUCAACGUUUGGGGGGAAUGGACCAACGAGACUGGCUACACUCAGCAGGGCUUCGUCUUUGUGAUGGGUAUGCUUAAUGGUGCUUACAGUGUCGGUACUCCUGAUUGCUCAUCUCACUUGGCUGAGGAGAUUCCCAACCCGAGCCGUAACAUUCCCAAGGCUGUCUUGGCACAAAUGAGUGUCGGUUUCGUCACUGGUCUCCUCUACAUGAUUGCCAUCUUCUACUCCAUCCAGGAUAUCGACGCCGUCUCCAACAGCUCCUAUAACUUCCCCCUCGCCGAGAUCUACCACCAGGCUACCGGAACUCGCGGUGGUGCCCUUGGACUUUUGAUCGUCGCCUUCAUCCCCACCUUGGUCACAGCAACAGGAUGUUUCCUUACAGCAGGUCGCACUCUAUGGACUAUCUCCCGUGACCGCGCCACCCCCUUCCACAAGUGGCUGGGCCACAUCAACUCCACAUUCCAAAACCCCUUCAACGCCACUUUUGUCUGCGGCUGCAUCGUCACCAUCCUGGCCUGCAUCUACCUCGGGUCGACCACCGCCUUCAGCGCCUUUGUCGGAUGCUUUGUGCAGUUGUCCAGUCUGUCCUACUUCCUAGCCAUCUUCCCUCACAUCCUUACUCGCCGCUCCUCGUUCGUCCCGGGCCCCUUCUUCAUGAACAACUUGAUCGGCUACAUUAUCAAUAUCCUCUCUUGUAUAUAUAUUCUCGCCUUCGUCGUCAUCUUCUGUUUCCCUUAUGCCUUGCCUACCGAUGCUGCCUCGAUGAACUACGCCAGUCUGAUGACCGGCGGUCUGACCAUCUUCGUUUCAAUCUGGUGGUUUGUCCGCCGGGGCUCCUAUGAGGGACCAAAGAAUAUUCCUCUAACAGAUAAAGCCUUGCUGAAGGAGGCUCGCUGA
Molecule: messenger RNA, 1563 nt
Organism: Penicillium taxi
Lineage: Eukaryota; Fungi; Ascomycota; Eurotiomycetes; Eurotiales; Aspergillaceae
Exons: 3
Coding region: 1-1563 (520 amino acids)
Biological process (GO): transmembrane transport
Cellular component (GO): membrane
Molecular function (GO): transmembrane transporter activity
Source: RefSeq, a predicted model, not a curated record